Molecule: messenger RNA, 865 nt
Organism: Fusarium redolens
Lineage: Eukaryota; Fungi; Ascomycota; Sordariomycetes; Hypocreales; Nectriaceae
Exons: 2
Coding region: 97-561 (154 amino acids)
Source: RefSeq, a predicted model, not a curated record
CCUGCUUUUUUUUUAAUUGCUCAUUCCCAUCUUUCACUUCUUUAAUCAUACGCUGUUUUACAUACCCAUGCUCUUUCACCAUGUAUUAGGAUCACAAUGGCCUUCCGUAUUCUCCUUAUUCUUGCGACCUUUCCGCUCUUCUUAGCGGCUUCUUCUACUACCGCAGAAACUACCAGCGCAACUACCUCCACCGACCCUUCUGCCCUUCCUUCGGAUAUUUCUUCGCUGCCAGACUGCGGUAUAAAGUGUCUCUCGACAGCCGGAAAGGAAAUUGGCUGCGCCGGUACUGACCUAGAAUGUAUGUGCUCGCAAAGCGACGCGUUUGCAGACCAUUUCGAGCAAUGUCUGAAAAACGAGUGCACCAUUAAAAUAUUCAAAAACCUUUGGGACGUGCGCCAACAGAUUUGCGAUGCGGUGAAAGGUAGUUCUAAUUCUGCUGCCUUGGCAUCGGCUUCAGCUGUGAUUGCGUCCGAUACGUCCCAAGAGACGGGGAGCGGUUCCGAGCGUUUGACUCACGCGGGUAUACUCGGUGCUAUUGCCUGGGGAGCCCUGAUUAUGUAGAAACUUGGGUAUCAAAUGGAACUCAGAGAAUUAGGCAAGUCAAAGGGCGGCAGUCUUUAAUGGACUAUUUAUCAGCCUUGCUAUGAUACCUAUAGCUUGCCCUUCCUACCAUCCUCGCUCAACUUCAAAAUCGUGCCAAGGUUCCCGCUCUCAAUCGUCUCAAAUAAACUCCCAAGUCCCUGCGCCUUAUAUUUCUCCUCUUCUCUAUAAAAGAACUCCUCUGCCGUUUUAAUUCUGCUAGGAUAAAUCUUAUUUAAAAGCUUAUAGUCCCUCUAAAUAACUCUCUUAUUUCUGCCUAAAUACC